AUGUCGGUCACGGCAUCGACCGCUCAACCAAUUGCUGUAGCACCGCAGAACUACACAGCAGUACCAUUGCAAACAGUGAGCUAUACGGCGCCAUCUACCUCACAACAACCAUCUCCUGUUAUAACUGAUCCAGGUCGAACUAUUGUUCAAGCUCCGAAGCCUGCACAACCUGUGUUUGUUGCUCCGCCGAAUACCGUACAAAUUAAGAGGGUUAUGCAUUCCGAAGUUUAUCUUAAAUAUAUAGAGUCAUUAUCAACCAGUCAACAAAGAACAGUAAGUAAAUAUAGUAGGAGUUUAUUGGCGAACCAAAGGAAUACAACGCCACCACAGAAGAUAUCAACAACGCAGUGGCUGAAAGAAGCUAAAGAUAAUGGUGUCAGGGAUGAAGAAGUGAUAAAAGCGUUAUGGCGGCUUCGUGAUGCUUUAUUAGAAAGUACGGUGAAUAUAGCACGUGAAAUGGAUUGUACUGGUCCGCUAUAA
Acanthocheilonema viteae is the source of this 480-nucleotide messenger RNA. The record is from the annotation of a GenBank genome assembly. Lineage: Eukaryota; Metazoa; Nematoda; Chromadorea; Rhabditida; Onchocercidae.